AUGCUUGAUGAUACGAAUCCAAAUGACCUGGCUAAUCUUGUUGAUGUGUUUGUGAACCAAGUAAUAUCUUCCACUUCAUCCCCAUUAUCUGGCACAUCUGAACCGACUAACGGGAAUCCGGGUCAGGAAGUGAAAGUGAAAGUUGUUUUCAAAGACAAAGAUGACGAAUCUCCAGUGGGAAAGAUCAGUGUCACAACCCAAAAUGCAGAAAAGGUCAUUUUUAUCCUUACACAACCAAAUGGUACAUUAGUGACAAAGGAAAAGACGGUGCAGAAUCCCUCGGAAGAAAGUACUGUGGAUGAAGACUUCUUGGGUGAACCUGCUUCCACAGUUGAAAUACAGUCGGUUCCCGUGGACGAAACUUCGACUGUUUCCAUGAAAGAUUUGGGAAUUAAAGCAUGCAUCGAGAAGGGUACGUCCCAUAUAAUAAUUUUCAGCUCCCCGAGACAAAGUCAGGGGGAGGUUUUGCUAUACCUUCGGUGUCGGCGUCGGUGUUCAGACCUGGUAAAAGUUUUUGUUGCAGGUCCUGUAUCUAUACUAUUACUUGUUGUAUCUUCACCAAACUUGUAUUGAUGAUGCAUCUGGACCUAAUUAUGGACUUGAAAGGCUUGGAUGCUAAAUCUGGGUCCUACAUUUCAGAUGCUUGAGGAGGUUAAGGUUUUUGGAGCAGGUUAAAAUUCUUGUUGCAGGUGCCCUUUGAUAGCAAUAUCUAUGUUACUACUGGUCCCUACUUCACCAAACUUGCAUAGAUGGUGUGUCUUCUAAUACUGACGAAUCAAAGAAGUUUAAAUGCCUAAUCUGGGCUAUAGGAUUCGGAUGCUGUAGGAUGCUGGAGGAGGUUAAGAUUUUUAUAUCUGGUUAAAGUUUUUGUUGCAGGUGCCCUCUGAUGAUUAUAUUUUAGUUACUACUGGUACUAACUUCAUCAAACUUGCAAGGAUGGAGCGUCUUAUGAUACUGAUGCACCUGACAGGUUUGAAUACUGAAUCUGAGCUAUAGGUUUCCGAUGCAGGAGUAGGUUAAGGUUUUAAGAGCUGGUUAAAGUUUUUGAAAUAGGUGCCUCUGAUGAAUAUAUCUUUAUUAUUACUUGUCCUAACUUCACUAAACUUAUUCAUCUUAUUUAUUCGUGUUUUGCAUUUAAUUGUGCAAAAAGGAUAAAUCAGUUAUAGUUUGUGUUACUUUGGUGAGCGAUCUGGCGCCUGGCCUUCUUUUAUUUAAAGACGACGGAUCUCAUUCGCCUUGCGAAGAGAUAGAGUGCACCUAUAAGGAGUAAUCGUUACGAACAUUUAAUUUUUAAUAAUACAUCACGAUCUCUAAAACCUAGAGAAAAAUCACUUAUGAUGCAAUGUAUUGCUAAUCUACGUCAUAAAUACACAUCUUAUAUAGUACAAGUGGUGGCGGAAAUUAAUCAGUUAAACAUUAUAAAUGCAAUAUCCAACAUUAUUUAACAUGCACAUAUUUCUUUUAAGGAAGUCACAGUAUUAUACUGAAUUAUUUUUCAUUAGUUUAAAUUAUCUAUAACCAUGUACAAAGAUAAGUUAACAGAGUUUAAUUUAUAUUGCGAUCAGUUUCAAUACCCAAAAGCAUAUUAAAACCGUUCAUGUGCUUAAUCCUUUUAGAAUGUUUAUCAUUAAUGUUUCUUAUCACACUCUGUUAGUUGGUUUAAUUGUUUAAUAAAUCAACCUUGAAACUACUUACAUAACCUUGUUUAAAAAUAGUUGCCUGGUACUUUUAAGGAAAAAUUGAAGGAAAAUAAUGAUACACUAAACCUUCUCAUAUGAUGUCGAGAAAAUGAGUUGACUACCAGUCUUUUUUUUUUUUUACAUUUUAUUUAUUUAAAAUCAUUAUAUAAGUAUAAAAUUUUAAUUUGGAUAGAAAAUCUGUUGCAGGUUUUUUUUUAAAAUUAUUUUUCUCUCAGAAAACGCUUCUAUAUUUUCAUCUUUUAUUGAAAAAUAAAAAUAUUACUGACACUUUUACACAUGUAAAAUUUUCACAAAAAUUUGUAAUGUAGAAAUGAAUUUGGUCCGUCGUCCUUAAAACAAAUGGAUCAUAAAACAUGGAAAAUAUUAUUUUUUAAAAUAAUUUUGAUAGUUUUUUUAUACAUAGAUUUCUUUAUUUUUUUGCUUAAUAAGCAGAUAAUUUGUUUUUGUUAUCUAUCCUGUUUUAAUGUCUUAAAAAUACAUAAAUGGUUUCUGUCUAUAUAUCCUAAUAAUUAUUUUUGAAAAACAUAAUAUUAAUUGCGUGUAACAUAUUAUUUCUAAUUGUAUUUCAUUUCGUUGUAGAAGACGUGCCCAAUCAGCAUCCUUCCACUUAUCCUGUGUUUGUUUGACAUCUCCCUUGCUACCAGUUUUAACCAUUUUAUAAUUUUUCAUUUUUGAUAAGUUUUAUAUUUUAAGUUUUGUUGUCUUUUUCUAAUGUUAUACAUAAAUUCACUUGAACUUUUUCAGCUACCGGAAUAUUUCUUUCAUUCAAAAAGAUAUUUUUUUAAUUAUAUUUUGUCUUAACAUUUCACACAGUGCGUGUUUGUGCCUCUCACGUAACACUGUGUGGAUUGUUUCAUGAUAAAUGUUUUGCUUAUAUUCAUAUUUCAAACUUAAAACAUAUCACUUCUUCAUUGUAGUUUUUCUAUCAAUUUCUUUUAUG
Molecule: messenger RNA, 2640 nt
Organism: Magallana angulata
Lineage: Eukaryota; Metazoa; Mollusca; Bivalvia; Ostreida; Ostreidae
Exons: 2
Coding region: 1-573 (190 amino acids)
Source: RefSeq, a predicted model, not a curated record